Molecule: messenger RNA, 1212 nt
Organism: Sungouiella intermedia
Lineage: Eukaryota; Fungi; Ascomycota; Pichiomycetes; Serinales; Metschnikowiaceae
Source: the annotation of a GenBank genome assembly
AUGGUCGCAGUUAGAGCUUUGAAAGACACCCAAGUUUUCACACCAACCACAGUUGGUGCCCACACUUUCUCCAACAAGAUUGUUUAUGCACCAACUACCAGAAGAAGAGCAUUAGAAAAUAACGUGCCCUCUGAUCUUGCCGCACAAUACUAUGACGACAGAUCAAAGUUUCCAGGAUCGUUAGUGAUUACUGAGGCUACCAUUGCAUCGCCCAGAUUCGGUAUGUAUGAGCGAGUUCCAGGAAUCUACAACGAUGAACAGGUUCAGGCAUGGAAGAAGAUCACCGAUAAGGUGCAUGCAAACGGAUCGUUUGCUUCCAUUCAGCUUUGGAACUUGGGACGUGUGGCCGACCCAAAGUAUACCAAGGCUACUGGGUACCCAUUGGUUGCACCUUCUGCUGUUUACCACAGUGAUGAGGCCAAGAGGGCCGCUGAAGAGGCUGGCAACCCAUUGCGUGAGUUGACUACGCAAGAGGUCGAGGAGUUUGUUCAGGAUUUCAUUAAGGCAGGAAAGAACUCUGUGGCUGCUGGCUUCGACUACGUGGAGGUGCACGGUGCUCAUGGGUACUUGGUAGACCAGUUUUUCAACCCAAGCACCAACCAAAGGACGGACAAGUAUGGUGGGUCUAUUGAGAACCGUGCACGCUUUGCUUUGGAGGUGAUUGAUGGGUUGAUUGCUGCCAUUGGCGCAGAUAAAGUGGCCAUCAGACUUUCGCCAUGGGCCAAAUUCCAGAAUGUUAAAGCCGAGAAUGAGGACGUCAGCCCUGUAGCUCAAUUGGGCUACUUUUUGGGUGAAUUACAGAAGAGAGCCAAAGAAGGGAAGGAGCUUGCCUAUGUGUCCAUUGUGGAGCCAAGAGUGUCGGGUAUUGUCAAUGUGGACGUCUCAGAGCAGUUUGGUGAUAACUCGUUUGUCAGGUCGAUCUGGAAGGGUGUGGUGAUUAAGGCCGGUAACUACACUUACGAUGCUCCUGAGUUCAAGACAGCAUUGGAGGAUAUUUCUGAUGGAAAGACGUUGGUUGCUUUCUCGAGAUUCUUCACUUCCAACCCCGAUUUAGUUCAGAGACUCCAUGAUGGUGUUGACUUGGUGGCUUAUAACAGAGACACCUUUUACAACUCCGACAACUGGGGCUACAACACGUUUAAUGCCUCGGGAUCUAAUAUUGUGUUUGACGAGGCUGUCGAGAGACAGAGAAUUCCACUGCCAAUUCAUUGA